AUGGAGAGCAAGCGUGGCAGCAUGGAAGCAUUUGGAGCGUGGGUCAACCCGAUCGUCACCCGCACUGUCUUGUGGCUACGUAACCUCUUCGUGCACACACCCUGUCUGGCCCGGUCAGCACUGCUGACACUGACACUCCUCCCCCCGCCCUCUCUCUCUCUCUCUCUCUCUCUCUCCGCCUUUCUUCUCUUGCCGGCCGGUCGCACCGCCGCCGCCGUUCCUGCAUGGCUGCACGCGCCACUCCUCUAG
Plenodomus lingam JN3 is the source of this 249-nucleotide messenger RNA. The record is from RefSeq and is a predicted model, not a curated record. NCBI's taxonomy places the organism in Eukaryota, Fungi, Ascomycota, Dothideomycetes, Pleosporales, Leptosphaeriaceae.